This is a messenger RNA of Bradysia coprophila, 10640 nucleotides long. RefSeq lists its product as uncharacterized. Gene Ontology annotation, biological process: negative regulation of DNA-templated transcription. Gene Ontology annotation, molecular function: histone binding. NCBI's taxonomy places the organism in Eukaryota, Metazoa, Arthropoda, Insecta, Diptera, Sciaridae. The record is from RefSeq and is a predicted model, not a curated record. Gene Ontology annotation, cellular component: RSF complex.
UUUAUGUGAUUAGUUAUAUGUCAAAAUGGUAAAAUACAGACACUUAUACACCGUGAACGCAACGAAUAAAUUAAAAAUGAAGUGAUUUUUGUUGUGACUAAACGGACAGUAUUCAUGAAAAUGAUAUUCUCAAACUAAAUAUGAUCUAUUGACAAACGAAAUUCAAUUGAAAUCGACCGAGAAGUGUGUUAUUUAAACGAUUUGUUGGGCGACAUUGCACACAAAAAGACUGUAAAAAUGGCGUCUACGGGAGACGAUUCGCUGCCUUCUUGUUUAAAUGACCCAAAUUUUGCUGUUAUUUGUGCAUUUUUACAGAAAUUUUCCACCAAAUUGAACGUCGUCUACCCCAAUUUUAGUGAUCUUCAGAAAAUGAUUGAAAAUACUGACGAAGUUGCCGAAGAUCUGAAAAAUUUGAUUGUGAAACUGCUUCGCAAGACCCGAAAAACGGUUCACAACGAAAAAUGGGAACAUGCAUUGGCGAAAUUCUGCUACAGUUACUCAUCGCAAGAUGCAUGGGAAAUCGAACGCUUCGGAUUCAAAAAGGCUAAUCUUUCCGUCAAACUUAGAGUAAUAAAGGAGGUGCUUGAAUCUCAGUUCGAACGAAAUCUGAAAUUUAAAACGGAAUUGAAUCUCUUAAGCGCCGAAGAACUGCGCAGUCAGCCGCUCGGAAAAGACAAAUUGGGCAAUGCCUACUGGAGCACCAUGGAUGUUGACUUAAAUUUGCGUAUUUACCAGGAGCAUUUGGACGAAGAUAUUUGGAAAAUUUGCGCCCAUAGUCGUGAUGAGUUGGCUAAGCUGAUCGCUUGCUUAAAAGGAAAUGAGUUGGUGAUGCCGUCUCUGGUCGGUUUGGUUGAUGAAGACAGCAACAGUAUGCCGCAGGAGAAAUUAGAUGCAUUGAAAAACGGUGAUAUUGAUAGCGAUGAACAGAACAAGGAUCCCGCUAAAUCCGCUGUGGAGAAGGCGAAACCAGCUGACAAAAUAGGAACCGAAGAAGAACUCUCUGACGAAGAAAAUGAAAGCAAUAUUUCGGAAAUGGAUGUAUCGUCUCAAGAUGCCAGUGAGUGCAGCACAUCGAUCACGGACCUGAAAAUAAAGGCACCGGUUGUUGAAAAGGUGCCACCAAUUGUGGUCACUAAAACUGGCACAAAUAAGACCACAUCAAAGAGCGAAUCGAGCAGUUCGAAGUUACCGUCGAAAAGAAGACUGGAAUCGGACUCUGGCGAAGAAUCGGCCUCUAAAGUUCCUAAGAUACAGCGGCCAACGCUGUUAAGCAAAAACAAGACAAUCAAAACGAAUAAAUUUGCCCAUUUAGAAGGGGACGACGACGAUCGCGAUGAUGAUGAAGAGGACGAUGAUAGUGAAGAAGAAGAGGAAGAGGAGGAGGAGGAAGAAGAGGAUGAGGAAGAUGGAUCCGGCACCGAAGACGAAACUGACGAUGAGGAUGUUGGCGAGGAAAUUGAAGAGCCUGUUAUGCACAUUAAAGGUUUGGGCAGUGGGGCUGCUAACGAGGGAACAUUUUUGGACCAGAUGAAUAUGAAUGAAGAAAGCGAUGUGGGUGAAGCCAUUGAAGAAGAAGUGAUUUACGUUGUUGGAGAUGGAUCCGGUGCCGAAAAUGAAGUUGGAAAUCCAGAGAAAAAACCAGGCUCGGAUAAACCAAUGUUUUUUUUCGGACAGGCUGGUUGUCUAAAACUGAGUCCAAUUAAACAUCCGAAUCUGCAAAAAGUGGAUAACAACCUUGAAAAUAGUGUGAAAACCAGUGACUUGUUUAACGACGUGUCAACGGUUGCUGAUGGUGGACAGAGCAGUACAAGCAUAAGUGAAACCCAACCUAAUUCGCAAAGUGUAGCAAACGACGAAUCGCCUAUCCAGAAAACUAACGAAAAUGACAUCGACGUAGCCAAGACAAGUCAAGAAUCGAACAUUGAAAGUGACAACUCACGGGGAAACAAUGCGGUAUCCGAAUUGAUUAAAAGUGAAGAAAGUGAGAUUCAAAAUUCCAAAGUUCUUGAUGUGCUAGAAGUUACGGACUCAAAUAUCGAAAAAGUUGAAUCAAAUGUUUCUACAUCCAGUGAACAUGAAGAACCAGUAGCUAUGAACUCUGACAAAACAGAAGAUAUCCAACCGCUAGUUUGUGAGAAGAAAGAUUUAGCUCUCGAUAAUAUCGAACCAGUCGAUCACGAGUCUACUACAAUCGAAAGUUCCACUCCUGAAAAUAUCGAGGUUGGAGAAAAACAAGACUAUGCCCCAGAAACCGAACAUGCCGGGUCUCAGUCUACUACCGUUGAAAAUUCCGAUCCUCAGAAUAUCGAGCUGGCUGUCGGUGAGAAAGAAGACUGUGCUCCCGAAACUGAACUUGCCGGUGCUCAGACUACUACAGUCGAAAAUUCUACUACUGAAAUUAUCGAGCCGGCUGUUGGAGAAAAAGAAGAUUGUACACCCGAAAUGGAACAUGUCGAUCCUCAGACUACUACAGUCGAACAUUCUGCUCCUGAAAAUACCGACCAAGCUGCUGGAGAAAAAGAAGACUGUGCAACCGAAAUCGAACAUGUAGGUCCUCAAACUACUACAGUCGAACAUUCUUCUCCUGAAACUGUCGAUCUGGCUGUUGGAGAAAAAGAAGACUGUGCCUCCGAAACCAAAUACGUCGGCCCCCAGACUACUACAGUCGAAAUUUCUACUUCUGAAAAUAUCGAGCUGGCUGUUGGAGAAAAAGGAGACGGUCCUACCAAAACAGAACUACCUACAAUCAAUGAUAAUACGCGCAGUGAGGACGUAGCUUCGUCAUCAGACAUUCCAUCAAACGAGAGUAUCGACGAUUCUACGUUAGAAAAUGCAAUAACUGCAGAUGACAAAUCAGCCGAAACUCUUGAAACGUUGCCUCAACCUAUUCAACUCAGCACUACCUCUCACGAAAGUAUUCAUCAAGACAUUAGUGAAGCUUCAUCCGAACAGACAGUUUGUCCGAAAAGUGACAACGCAAAUCGACCUGAUGAACCCAUGGAGAUAGAUCGACCAACACCUUCAGAAGAUAUCGAUAAACCAUUGGGAACACCUGACACAAUGCAGCAAAGUGAAGACGUUGAAAAUUCGAAUAUUGAACCGAGUGAAUCUGUUGAAUCUAACGGUGCUACCAAGGACGUUGACGCUGUGCCUGAAUCGAAGACUGAAAACAUAAUUAAAAGUGAAUGUGCUGUGAAAUCGGAUGAAACUUCAACUGUUUCAAACGAUGAUUUAGUGUGUGAAAGCGAGCCUACCUUAAUCGAGGAAGAUAGCAAAGUUGAAUCAUGUCCAACUGAGGGGGGCAAUUCAGCAGAUAUGUUAACAGUGGAAGAAGGUGCAAAUUUGUCAACAAUUCAAACCACAACAGAAGUGAAAGAAGCUUCGGCUACUUCGGAAGACAAUGUAUGUACGAGCACUGCAGUGAAUGAAUCUUUCAGCACAUCAGAACUGAAAGAAACUUCAAACACAUCAGAAAUUGGAACAUCAGAAAACACCGUCGAGGAUGAGGCUACAACUAAAGACAAAACUACUUCUUUGAUCAAUCCACCGGAGACACAUUCAUGUGAUAGUAAAGUGGAGUCUUUAGUAAUCGAUUCCGGUAGUUGCAGUGAAUAUCUUUCCCCAUCUGCGUCAGAGAUGGUCAGUAAAGACAAGGAAGUUCAUGCAAAUCUAGACACAGCACCAGUACUCAGUCUGAACAAAGAACUGGAAUACGAGCAACAAACGAGCCAAAGUAAUACAGAAGCCGAAGACACACACUACAAUACUCCGGCGCCGGAGAACUUCGCAUCCUUAAAUGUAACAGAUCAAUCGGAUGAAAUUGCUAGCGAACCGGUCAUUGAUCAUUUAACGCCUGAUGUCACGUCCAUAUCGACGCCAUCAUUCGAUGACCAAGACAAUCGAACAAAUGACAGCUUACUGAACGAUGAAAGUGAAUCAAUAGAAGCACCACCGGACAUUUCAAACAAAGAAAUUGGAAAAUUUCAAAUUUUCAAUCGGAAAGUCGCCGAGGAUCCAUUAAAUGUAAAGCCUGAACAAAGUGAUGAAGCACCGAAAUUGCAAUACGAAGGUAGUGAAGAAACCAAAACUCCUUUAGUGAUUACACAGCCGGUUAUGUCUGAAGUGCCUCCCGUUGUGAAUAUACCAGUGUCUACAGAUUCGAACAAGGAGUCAAAGAGCAAUGAAACGACAACAGCAACAACAACUACAACGUCAUCCAGCUUAAUGCAGGACACAAGUGAUAAAGUCGAACUGGCAUCCCCUCCCCUAAUAAAACCAUCCAUCGGUGAAAUGGUCAACAGUAAACCAGAGCCACAAUUUCCGAUAUCCUUCAAAAAUACUCCAAUUAAUAAUCGUAAACGACCUCUAACUUCAAAAAAUGAUUUCGAUACGGACGAAUCAUCGUCCGAAACAUCCAGCGAGGAGGUCGAAGUGAAGCGACAAAAAACAAAGCCAAAAUUCAGUCAUCUGGCGGCGAGAAAAAAUGCUGAAAUCAAAAGAAAGGCAACACAGAUUGAUUGCAGUACCGACGAGGACGAGCCAGUCAACAAAGUUCAACUGAAAAUCAUAUCAACGGAAUUGUCGAAAAUUGAGAAUGCUGCUAAACAGAAGAAAAUGGUGAACGAUAGGAGUCCACUUAAAAUUGCUAAAGACAACGAUCCAAUAGCGGAUUCCAAAGAAAGUGUGCCAGUAGCAGAAAACGAAACAAUUUUCCGAAAUAACAUGCUGGAGCCUAUCUGUUUGACCACGUCCAAAAUAGUUCCGGUGGUCGAAUGUACUACAAAUCAGAUGACGGAAAAGAAUUUUGUGCCUGAAGGUAUAAAAGCGACAGCGUUCGUCGGAAAUCCAAGUGUUUCCAAAACGCUAACCAGUACUUUGGACGUCGGAAUUUCAAUGGAUGUUGAAGAAUCAAAAGAGUUAAUACAAUCUCAAGAUGAAAUGGAGACGGUGGCCGAUACGAUAGAAGAAGCAAAACCUAAAGAAGCAGUUACGGCACUGGAGGAACUUAAAGGGGCAAAAAAUUUGAAGACUGCAGACAAAAACGUUAAGGUUGAAGUUAAAAGUGAAAACGCAGUGACGGAAGCAAUACUAUCCGUGAAGGAAGACAAAUCAAAAACAGAAAUUCAAUCUAUACCAGUAACAAGUGACGUGAAACCUGCAUGCAAUGUAAAUAUGACCCAAGAAAAUGAAUCAAAAGCGAAGGCAAAAUCUAACGACGAAACUCGUUCGAGUAUCGGUCCUCAGAACGAAAUAGCAACGAAAGCAGAAACAACAACAAAACAGGAAGUGCAGAAAGCUGUAGAAGUAAAAUCAGAACAAAAAGCAGAAGUGAAUGUGAACACCGUGAGUCGAGAAAAAGCAGAAACUAAGACCGAAGAACCAAAUGUUUCGCAAGUGAAGACAUUGCCGGAGCCUGAAAUAACAAUGGUCGAGACGAAACCAUCGAGGCCGGGACCAAAGUCGAAGAAACCAGGUUUUGUUCCAACGAAUGUCACGGUUAGUGCUCUGGACACCUCCCCAACUGUUGACAUUCCGAAAGUAUUUACAGACGACAAUGUGAGUAAAAGUCAACCAGAACCAGUGCAAACAACUACAAGGAGCAGAACAACACGAGCCGUAGCUGCAAAUCAGCCAUCAUCGGAUUCAAGUGUACCUGAACCUACAACACAAAAACCUACACCAAAGGCUACGACACCUCCAACCACUAAACCAGUUCCAGCAAAACCGGCAAACGUCCAACCGAAGAAAACUGCGAAAGCUAAACCUCCACCCAAACCAAAAGCUCCGAAAAAACAAACUGCACCUCCAGCGCCCAAGAAAGAAUCCAAACCCGCAACCACUGAAACAUCAGCAACGAAGAAAGAAACACCAAGAAAGCGGACGCUUAUGGGUUUAACUGUUGAUGACAAUGCAAUUCUGGCAACAAAUGACGGUGAGACACCGGUGCGGCAGUCUCGUCGAAUAGCACAAAUAAAAAUUAAAGAAGAGGCAGAACGACGCAAAGAGGAAGAAAUGGCUUUGAAGCAAAUGAAAGCAGCGGCGUCCGAGAAGAAAAAGAAGGUGGUUGACGAAACGUACACUGUUAAAUCGGAAAGUGAUGCGUCUGAAGAUGAUUCCGAGCAAAAGUUGGAAAUGAAAAAGAAGAACAAAAAGAAAGUGAAAGGUGCAAAUCCAUGGCAAACUGAUUCCGAUCACGAGAGCGAUGUCAGUGAAGAGGAACACUACGAGUCUGAUCAUAAACUGGUUUUUGACAAAUCCGAUCACGAAUUUUCACCAGAGUCCGAUAUCGAGGACGAAUCUCAGAUUGUACAAACGAAACGAGCUAGAACUGCACAAAAGGACGAUGAACAUGAGAUAAUCGAUGAUGGGUAUGCGUGUCAGAAAUGUAACAAACACGAUCACCCGGAAUGGAUUCUGCUAUGUGACAAAUGUGAUAAAGGGUAUCACUGUUCCUGUUUAGUUCCGAUGCUCUUCAUAAUUCCGGAGGGAGAUUGGUUCUGUCCACCAUGUCAGCAGGAUAAACUGAUUGAAACGUUGGAAAGUCAACUACAGAAUUUGGACAAAGAAUUGAAGGUAAAAGAAUUGGAGGAAAUUAAACGACAGAGAGCUGCCUUCACCAGUAUCAGUGUAGCGAAUGUCGUUCCAGACGAACCGGAUGAUGAAGAGACAGAAUAUCAGAAACCAAAAUCAGUUCGAAAACGACCAACUACGAAUCGUCGUCGGCGUAGAAACAAUGAUAGAUCGUCAUCUGGAUCUGGAUCGUCUUCAUCGAGUGAAUCUAGUCGUAGCGGGAAAAGUGGCAGUAGUAGCAGUGCAACUAACAGCUCUGACGAUGAACCGAUUUAUAAACUACGAAAACGUCGCCAAACCAACGUCAGCUAUCGUUUUAAUGAAUACGACGAUCUAAUAAAUUCUGCAAUCAAAAAAGAAAUGGAUACGGCAGAAGGUGCUGGUAAUUUGGGUCGUGGCAAAGACAUAUCAACAAUUAUUGAAGCUGACAAAGAAGAAAAACGAAUCAAGCAGAUGGAAGAGGACGAUGAUGACGAAAAUGAAGAUGAUGCAAAGGAAUCGGAAACGAAGCCAGAAGAUGCAGACGAAAGCAAAACAAAGUCUGAAAGUAAUACGAAAGCUAGUGAUAGUGACUCUGAGCCGAUACGCAAGACACUCAAGCGUCCACUGAAUAAUAAAAUGAAGAAGAAACACAGAAAAUUGAAUAGUUUGGAUAUCGAAUCGGAAGACGAUGGAUCAGACGAUGAUUUUCGCACCAGUUCACUUUCCGAUGAUGAGGAAGAUGAAAACUUUUCUGCCGAAAGUGAGAGCGACAGCUCUUUGGAAAUUUAUCGAAACAGGAAAAACAAGAAACAUGAAACCAGACGAUCGGUUCGAUCACGAAAAAAACGAUUCGAUGAUGCCUUUAUUAACGAUUCGGAUGGUGAUGAUUUGGAUGAGCCGAAAGUAACACGAAAGAAAAAGAAAAUCGAAGACUCGGAUUUCUCCGAUGAAAAUGAAAGUACGGAUGAGGAUGCGGAAGAGGAUGUGGAUAGUGAAGAUUUAUGCGAUAGUACGGACAGCAAUGAAAGCGAUCGUGGUUGGAGAUCAAAGAAAGCAAAAAAGCCAAAGCCGAAAAAGCCGGUAACCGACAAUAGCAGUGUAUCUAAACCCGCACCCAAAAAGAAGGUGAAGAAAGUCGAGGACACCGCUUUCCGUGCUGGAAUACCAAAAUCAAAAGGAAAAAGUAUUUCCGACGAAUCAGAUGAUGAAGACGUUCAAGCGAAGAGCAGACGUACUCGUGGUAAAAAGUUGACGUACCUCAACUUAUUGGACGAAUUUGAAAGCUCAGAUUCAGAUGGAAUAAAACCGGGAGUUAAACGACCUGAUACUCCACCGGAAGAGAGAGCGGCUUUCAUUAAGAAACAGGAAGAAAUUAAGCGAAUGCUCGCAGAGAAAAAUACAGAGGCAGCAGCAGCAUUAGCUGCUCCAAAAUUGACAGGUUCAACUCCAGAAAAGAUCCGUCGUCCUCCUGCUGGACCAGUUGACUCACUAUCUACAAUUCCACGGUCAAUUAUUCAAAAUGCGAAGGCUCUCGAUCCCGACUAUAAAAAAGGGAAAGACAGUGAUGAUACUGAUGGAUUCGACGAUGAUCUACCAGACGAUUUCGAUGCCGAGGGAAUGGACGAGGAUGAAAUCGCAAAAAUGAUGGAAGAAGAAGAUUUUGCACAGCAACAACUAAAGGCAGUUGGUGAAAGAGUAAGAAAAAUGAAAGAGGCAGAAUUAUUGUUGAAUAAGAAAAAAGAGGCUGCUAAAGCGUCUGAACCUGCUGUAAUAACUCCAACUGUUCCUGUAACAGUUCCUGCAGGACCAGUCAAUAUUCCUGCUCAUUUAGCUUCUCCACCAUCUUUAGUUGUAUCGCCGUCAUCAUUUUCCCCACGACCAUCUAUGCCAAUGCCUCAUAUAAUUCGUCCGCCACAUUCUUCACCACUAUCUCCUGGCAACGUUCAACACAUGCAGCCUCAUCCAGUGCAUCACCCACAACAUUCACCUCACGGAUCUCAGCAUUUACCGAUGCAUCCACAUUUGCCUCCACACGGACCACAUGCGCCACAUCUUAUUACCUCGCUGAAUCAACCCCAUCCUUCGCAUCAAAUGGUCCGGGGUCCACCACAUCAUUUGUUGCAUCCGAGUCAACAUCCAAUGCAGCAUUUCAAUCCGCUACAGCGUCAUCCGAUGCAGUUAACACAACCACCACAUAUUUCACCAAAUUCGCAGCAAUCGCAUAUGCCACACCGUCCAAUGCAUCCAUCGAUACGUUCGCAUCACCCAUUGCAAAUGCAUCCGUCUCAGAUGCAAUCACAUCCACCGCCGUCUAUGGUCGUUGACUAUCCUGGUGAUUCAAAAAUGAUGAAGCUCACGAAAUCUGGCGUGGAACCGAAGAAACGAGGACGAAAAUCAAAAGCCGAAUUACAAGCCAUCGAACAAGCAAAAGGAAUUUCAGCUCCCGAUCCUUCAACAUCGAUAGGAUCGUCGUUAUUACAGCAUCCGACUCACGCUCCAGGUCAAGAGCCAAUAAUUCCGACUACAGUCUUAGCGGUCCAAAACACACGACUAAUAGAUCCAUCUGAAUUGGGUCCACCAGGUGCCGGUGCAUCGGAGGUUAAAAAACGCGGAAGAAGAAAGAAGUUUACUCCGCUCAGAGAAUCUUUGAAUAAAUCUGCUCCAGAGCCCCCGAUUGGACUUGAACCGAAAACAAACCCGAUACUUGCAGAACGACUGGGAAUGCAAGAUAUUAGAAGUAACUUGUCUAUUGCAACGCCCCCACAACUGUUUUCGCCGAGUGCAGUUAGUCAGCCUUCUGUAAUUACCAGAUUGCCUCGUCCACCACUUGGAUCACCUUAUGGCCCUGGAGGUCCUGCCCAACAACGAUUCUAUCCUCCGCAAGCAGGCCAACCUCCAGUGAGUAUAGCACAAAGUACAAGAAUACCAUUUUCUCCACACGGUCCACCACCUCCAUUGACAUCUUCGCCAGUAACAUCUUCCAAUGGUGGACCGCCCACUAAUCACUACGUUCAAUCGGAACAAAUGAGCAGACUGCCGUCGCCUCAUUCGGGUCAUUUUAGAUCGCCAGCGCCAGCCCAUUUCAGUGGCCCACCAUCGAACUAUCAAUCUGCGCCCGGAAUGCCAGCUCUCAUACAUAGAAGUGGACUACAACCUAUUGAAGGUGCUUCGUCAACCCCACAAGACUAUUCAACCCCAUCAGUUCCAAUACCAUAUGCCGCUUCAUAUGGUACAUAUUAUCCACCGCAUCAUUCAGCCCCUGUCGAACAUCGUGCCCAACCACCGCCACCAACGACUGUACCGUCAACCGUUGCGCCGGCAAACAGUUCGUUUGAGCAAUUCGAUAAUGCGAAAAAUACCCCGCCCCAUGACCGUGCUACACCAAAUGCAUAUCAGAGUCCUUCGACCGACGAGCCGGCAGCCAGUUCCAGUGAGUUUAGCGGUUUGGUGAGUUAUUUCAGUUCGCAACAGGAUGAUUUGGAAACUUAAAUUCAUUUAAUUUCGUAUCCAUUCGGUUGGGAGUUUUUAUAUUUUGCGUGCUCUUUGCAUUUGCACAAGACUUUAUUUUCUACUUUUUUAAUUCGUUUGACAAAAUGGAAACGAUUUUUUUUCUAAAAAUAUUUUUUUUGCUUUUUUGAUUUCUCAUAUUGAAUUUCUCAAUUUAACAGUGUCACAUUACACUGAUAGACUUUACUGAAGGUAUAAUUAUGAAUACCUAAGAUUUUAAUUUGUUAUGCCAAUAAAGUGAUCUAAGAGAUAAAACACUUGUUAAAUACAAAACAUUUUUUAUUCGAUUAUGCAAGUCCUUUGCACCCACCCACCUUAACGUCAGUUUUGUAUGAAAGUCGCGUAAGAUUUUAUCAUUAAAAUGAAACUAAUUCCAUUGAUAUAUCAUCCAAUGAUAUGACCACCAACCUUCUAAGACAAAAAAAAAAAACAUUUUUCAAACGUCGAAACAACAUGGAAAAAAGUUAGCCGACGAAACAAAACAAAAAAAAAAAAAUUAGUGCGCCUAUUUAACUCAUAGUAAUUGAUUAAAAGGUGAUAGUUUAAGCUGUUGAAACGCUGAAAGAAAUGAUCUGAAAUCA